AUGCUACGUCAUUCGACGCCGUGCUACGCUUCAGAGGCCAGUGAGGUCCGAGUGAGUCCAUCCACCAAGAUGAUGAUAAUGAGUACGAGCGUGGGGCCCCACAGGUCGUGCAGGUCGCUGUUGCUGGGGUUGGUAGUGCUGGUGCAACUCUCUGCCACACACAGGAUAAUGAUGAACCAGAGAACUCAGUCUCACAGGAGAAUCACCAUGCAAACACCCGCCAUCAUCAGAGAAACUCAAAAGCACCAGGAUGUGGCGAGCAAGAAGAUGCAGGUGAUGCUGGGAAUGUGUCAGGAGGACCGAGAAAUAGAGCUCAAGAAUAUUCCUAAAACGUUUCCCCUGGCCAACACCAUCCCCAAUCCCACUCCUGAAGAGAUAGCCGAAAAUACCAUCACGGACAUGGUGGACGUGAUGACAAAAGUGAAAGAGAAGGAAGGUAAUCGGGACCCGGUCAUGAAUAACUUGAUGGAGAAGAUGAAGGAGAUGACCGCCACAAUGGAGGUGAACACUGGGAUAGGUACCCAUCGACCCGGUGAGACGGCCCAGGAUUUCGAGGAACGCAUCAAAGAGCUUCUUUCUAUCAGUGGCAUCGAGGCUCUCCUUCCAUUAGAUUGUGGCCGGAAUCCUCGUAGCCCUAUGGACCCACUAGACGCAGAGCUGUUGCCCUGGGUGGCGGCACUGGGGUCUAGUGAGGAUGGCAGGUUCCACUACCGCUGUACAGGUGCACUGAUCACUAACCAACACAUCCUCACUGAUGCUGACUGUGCAGCUUCCGCUAACAUCAACAUUGUACAACUUAAUGUGACCAAGGCCUUACCUGAGCCCUUUGCAGUGGAGAAUUAUGUGGUGGGUCGUAGGAUUCACCCGUCCAUCAGGGGUCCAACUGACUUCCUCAACGGCAGCAACAUAGGCCUUUUGGAACUGGCAAUGCCAGUGUUUUUUAAUGACUACAUACAGCCAAUCUGUCUGCCAGGGGUGUUUGACACCCCAGACCCACUGGCUCUUGGGGAGGGCACCAUUGUUGGUUUCAACAGCAUCAUUGAUACUCCUCAAGGGCGUCUUGCCAGCUUGAAUAUAUUGAGGAACUCUCGUGUGCUGGGCUCGUCUAUUUGUUUCACUGCCAUCAGGCUCGUCAAUGAGAGAUUUCCAGAUCAGGAGUCGACCCUCUACACUCUCCUCACUGAAGACCAUAUCUGUGCUGACCGGAUCUUUGAAUCAGUAGGAAAGUCUAUUCUUCUUCAGGAAGACUCGACAACCAAUAGGGUGAAAUUGGUGGGUGUGGGAGGGAUUGCUAAUGCCUUGAGGAGUAACCCCAUUGCCUACACACUCGUCCAAAAACAUCGCUUCUGGGUGGAACUUGUCCUUAAAAAGUUUAUGGAUAAUACAAGUGAACGGAGAACUUAAGGUUUAGGAGAAGACAAUGAAAAUUAAUCCACAAAAGCAAAAACUAGUAAUAAAGAAGAAAAUAGUUACAUUAUACAGUAGUACUGAUAAAGAUUAAUAACAAGUGGUCACACAAGACUGUAUUUUAGCAGCAUUAAGCAAGACUUGGUGAUUUGAUGUCAAUAACAAUUCUGUGUAAAAUAUUUAAUAUAUUAUAUAACAUUGCCUCAUUCCAUAACUGAGCCCUUGAUAAAUGAUGAAGAUUUUCUAAAGUCUCAGCACUGGCCCUGAUACAAUUCUACCCAAAAAUUUACCAUUACUGUAGUUAUCUUUCAUGUGGUUUUCUUUCAUUUUUUUUUAGCAAGUGAUAACAUUACAAUGGUAUUCCUGUGCAUUGUAAAUACUGUAAUGGACAUUUCAUAAGAAAAACUAUUAUAAAUUUUUCUAAAUACAGUUGAUAAGGUCUUAUCACUAUUACUUGUACGUAGUUUAUUUCUUGAUUUAUAUACUGUACUGUACUGCAUUCUUUUCAUUAGUGAAUACUUUAUCUCCAUACAUUUGUAAAUACCUGUUGUAUUUAUGCACUUAUAUCUCCAUUUUUUUUUCAAUGUGCUAUUAGAGUAAAUGAAUUACAAAAACAAUAAGGUCCCAGUCACCAGCACCUCACUCAGGGUCUUUUUAACUCAUUCACUACUGGAUGCCAGAAAUUUUAUUCAUCCCAGAGUGACCCCUUGUACCCAAGGGAUUAAGGAGCACCUGAGCGCAUGGGCAUUUAAAAUGAGGUCAAGUGGUGAUCCAACUUCCAACUUCUCUAUCAUGGAGGCUUCACUGUAAACCUCAACUAUGACCAUGUGAGGAGAUAAUAAAUUAUUAUUUAAAAACCUA
Homarus americanus (American lobster) is the source of this 2268-nucleotide messenger RNA. Its product is annotated as serine protease hepsin-like. NCBI's taxonomy places the organism in Eukaryota, Metazoa, Arthropoda, Malacostraca, Decapoda, Nephropidae. Gene Ontology annotation, biological process: proteolysis. Gene Ontology annotation, molecular function: serine-type endopeptidase activity. The coding region runs from base 1 to 1404 and encodes 467 amino acids. The transcript is spliced from 10 exons. The record is from RefSeq and is a predicted model, not a curated record.